AUGGACGACGGAACUCUUCCCAAGUUCGGGACAAGCAUCCACGUAACAGCCCUCGACGGAGUCAUAAACGUGAACUCACUGUUCACGUUAGCAGUCUUCAUCGGCCUAGCUUGGAACCCAGCAGACCAUAACAACAGCCUCGUCGACCUUAACACCGACCCGAAUUGCGUUGCCGGGUCGAAAGUUGCCGAGGACCUUGUCGCCUUUCACGUCUACUCUUUCAGCUCCUUCCUCUUUUCCAGCCUCGUUGCUUUGGCUCUCAAACAGGCCAUUAGACUCGCCAAAUUGGACCAUUACCGCCAUGUCUUCUCGCUCGACCUUGCUCAUGUCAACAAGAACGUGCUUCGGGUCGGGUACUUGAUUUCUGCGGCUGGUUCCGUUAGUGGGUGUGUGUUCUUGAUGCUGGCAUUGGUGAAUGUGGUGCAGAUCAAGCUUGGGACGUUGGCUUGUGGCAGUCCACAUAGCUAUGGUGCUAUUGUUCCUCUUGUGAUUUUGGUGCCAAUUGCUAUAAAGUCCAUGGUGUUCCAAGUUCUCAAGCAUUGCAGUGAAGAGAUGGAAGCAGCAAUGAGGUACAUUUGCAUGCUCUGUUUUCUUGUGGUUCUUAGCAUUGCAGGGUUCAGUGGGGUAGAUGGAGCUGGUGAAUGUGGAAAGUCUUCUCCAGAUAUGGAAGCUCUGAAGCUGGCUCCUUGUGCAUCUGCAGCGCAAGAUGAGAAUGCUGCGGUGCCCAACAGUUGCUGCGUUCAGGUGAAAAAAAUGGGACAGAAACCAAGCUGCCUGUGUGCAGUUUUGCUUUCUAAUACCGCUAAAAGUUCUGGAGUAAAGCCAGAAGUUGCCAUCACUAUUCCCAAACGUUGCAACAUUGCCGAUCGCCCUGUGGGUUACAAGUGUGGAGCUUAUACAUUGCCUUGA
Messenger RNA from Ilex paraguariensis (yerba mate), 909 nucleotides. The record is from the annotation of a GenBank genome assembly. NCBI's taxonomy places the organism in Eukaryota, Viridiplantae, Streptophyta, Magnoliopsida, Aquifoliales, Aquifoliaceae.